This is a messenger RNA of Trachymyrmex cornetzi, 546 nucleotides long. RefSeq names its product Ubiquinol-cytochrome c reductase 6.4 kDa subunit (gene UQCR-6.4). Gene Ontology annotation, cellular component: mitochondrial inner membrane. Gene Ontology annotation, biological process: mitochondrial electron transport, ubiquinol to cytochrome c. The record is from RefSeq and is a predicted model, not a curated record. Bases 248 to 409 code for a protein of 53 amino acids. NCBI's taxonomy places the organism in Eukaryota, Metazoa, Arthropoda, Insecta, Hymenoptera, Formicidae. The transcript has 2 exons.
CGAGCACCACCAAUACCAAUUCAGAAACCUGGUUUUGACCACACUUUUUAAGCCUAGUUCGGUCUCCUAUUCUCUAUACUCCAUGCUUGACAUCAUGUUUCUGAACUAGAUAACUUCGUAUUUUGUGCAGAGGCUUAUUUGGGCUUAUCUCUCGUUUUCUAUUCUCUGUACCCCUGAAGUGCUCCGAAUUUUACUUUCCACGGUAUAAAUAUAAAAGAUUUGUUACUGCAAAUUCAAUAUUUAAAAAAUGCCUCUGCGAAUAACACGAAAGAACAUCGAAUUAGCAUCGAAAUGGACUCCAACCGCAGUGGCUUAUGGAACUGGCGCAUGGUUAUCACUGUUAUACUUUACAGACUGGAAAGCAGUGGUACGAUAUAUUCCAUUCUAUGGUAGCAAGUUUCAAGAAUAGGUUACGAGAUCACUCAAUAAGAUUAUGUAAUAGUUUUAUUGGAACGAUAGAGAUUCUAUUGUACCAUGCUAUAUUUACAUCUAAUCUGUUUUUUUAAAUUAUAAGGUAUUAAUAAAGAAACAUAUAUAUAAAACUGA